Molecule: messenger RNA, 5166 nt
Organism: Etheostoma spectabile (orangethroat darter)
Lineage: Eukaryota; Metazoa; Chordata; Actinopteri; Perciformes; Percidae
Gene: c5
Product: complement component 5
Exons: 42
Coding region: 8-5131 (1707 amino acids)
Cellular component (GO): extracellular region
Molecular function (GO): protein binding; endopeptidase inhibitor activity
Source: RefSeq, a predicted model, not a curated record
AUAACUAAUGAAAUGUAACUCUCUGUCACUGUCAGUCAGUCAGUCUGUGUGUUCGCUCCUCACCGUCAGGAUGAAGGUAUGUGUCCUCCUGAUGUGUGUGUCUUGUCUCUGUUGGAGGACGGAGGCCGAUUCCAGAUCGUAUCUUAUUACAGCUCCUCUCUCAUUCCGUCUGGAUGCUGUGGAGACGGUAUUGCUGCAGUUGUUUGGUUUUGAGACUGAGGAGAGGGUCUACGUGUUCUUGAAGACCUCCAUGGCUCCAAAUCAUGUGGUUUUGGCUAGGGAAGUCGUGACCCUGAACACCCUGAACAACUACCAGGCCGCCGCCAAAGUCCAGCUGCGUCCAGGUCAGCUGGAUAAGAGCGUGAAUCAUGUGAUUCUGCACGUCCAAUCAACAGUGAUCAACCAACACGUGUCUGUGUCCAUCAGCCGCACCAACGGCUUCCUGUUUAUCCAGACAGACAAACCACUGUACACCCCCAGUCAGAGCGUUAAAGUGAGGGCGUUUUCCCUGAACCAGGAGCUGAGGCCGGCCAAUCGCACUGUUUUUCUGACUUUUAAGGAUCCGGAUCAAUCUGCAGUGGACAUUGUGGAGAUGUUUGACGUCAACAACGGAAUCCCAUCGAUGCAAAACCCGUUCAAGAUCCCCAUUAAACCAAAGUUGGGGAUUUGGUCUGUUGAAGCUUCUUACUCUGAUGAUUUUACAACAACAGCGAAAGCAGACUUUGAAGUGAAAGAAUAUGUUCUUCCCAGUUGCUACAUCCUUGUGGAACCAGCAGCUAACUAUAUCAGCUACGGAAGCUUCAACCGUUUCAACUUCAAGGUUUCCGCCAGGUACAUUCACGGUGCUCCGGUGGCUGAAGGCGAAGUGUUUCUGCGCUACGGCUACGUUAGCGGAAAGAAUCCUCCGGUUAUCAUCCCCAGAUUUAUCACCAGAGAGAGAUUGUCUCUGACAGGUGAAGUGGACGUGACUGUGAACAUGGAGCAGGUCCUGUCCAAACACAAUGGACCAAAAGACCUUAACAGUCUGGUGGGGAUGUACUUGUACAUUGCUGUCCUGCUUCAGGAGAGCACAGGUGGGAUCACUCAGGAGGCGGAGUUUGCUGCAGUGAAGUUUGUUAAAUCACCUUACAGGCUGAGCCUCGUGUCCACGCCCCCCUUCAUCAAACCUGGACUUCCUUAUAACAUCCAGGUGCUUGUGAAGGAUCACCUGGACAAACCGGUGAACCGGAUGUUGGUUCGCAUGGUAGAGCGACAGCUGUUCAAACAAGGGAUGGAGAGCGUGGUCACCCUAAAUCCAGACAGCUCCAUCACCCAAUCAGACGGCCUCGCUGUCUUCAUCUAUAACAUACCGAAAGAUGCAGUCCGAACAGUGUUGAAGUUUGAGACAGCAGACCCCACCCUCCCAGCAUCCAGUCAGGCCAGACUGAGUCUGGAGGCGGUGUCCUAUCACUCCCCGAACCAGCGUUACCUGUACAUUGACCCCCCGCUGCCGGGUCAAGGCCUGGAGGUGGGACAAUUCUCCAACAUCAAGGUGUACUCGGCCAUGCCCUCCUACGUGCCCAUUAGAGCUCUUAGCUACCUGGUGCUCUCUAAAGGGAAGGUGGUGCACUUCAACAGUCAGAAGUUUGUCGCCAGCAGCGAUAACAAACAUACUCUGAGCUUUGAGGUGACAACCUCCAUGGUCCCGUCCAUCAGACUGGUGGUCUACUACAUCCUGUACGGAGAGGGGACAUCCGAACUGGUGGCCGACUCCGUUUGGCUGGACGUCAGCGACAAGUGUGUCAACGGACUCAGGACUGAUCUGUCAUAUCCUACUAAAGUCUACAAACCGAAGGAAAACCUCCGGCUGGACGUCAGGACCAAUCAGGAGGGUCUGGUGGCUCUGUCUGCUGUCGACUCCGCCAUCUACACACUGCGACCCAACUACAGGGACCCCAUUAGCAAGGUUAUGCGUCAUAUCGAGGGCAGUGACCAGGGCUGCGGGGGAGGCGGUGGCAGAGACAGCGCAGAUGUAUUCCGAUUGGCUGGCCUUACCUUCAUCACUAAUGCUAACGCCCACCCGUCAAACAGCGACGAGGCAUGCACAGCAGUUGUGCGUCCAAAACGAGCUCUGACGGAAGAGGACAAGAAAAAGAAACAGGAGAGUUACGGUCAAUGGAAGGUCUGCUGUGAACAGGGCAUGAAGCACAUCCCAAAGAGUGUGACCUGCCAUCAGCAUGCCCUGCAGACCAUAAAAGAACACCCUCGUUGCAGAGAGGCCUUCAGAGCCUGCUGUGAGUUUGGCCAGCAGAACCUGGACCAGGACCAGAUCCUCAUCCUGGGACGCCAAGCAAUGGGUGCAGACUUUGACUUGGCUCCAUCUCUGGUGCGGAGCUACUUUCCGGAGAGCUGGAUGUGGGAGGUGAAGCCCAUCAGUAGUUCAGGCCGAUUGCUGGUCAACAAGCAUCUUCCAGACUCUCUAACCACCUGGGAGAUCAGGGCUAUCGGCAUGUUUAAGAACGGUAUGUGUGUUGCAGAGCCGGUUCAGGUGUCGGUCAAUCUGCCACUCAGUGUGGACAUUCCACUUCCUUACCAGGUGAUCAGGGGAGAACAGCUGGAGCUGAAGGGCUCUGUGUACAACCAGCAGCCCGACAACAUAAAGUACUGUGUGACGCUGACGGCCGGCCCGGCGCUGUGCCUGCAGCAGUCCCAGCAAGAUGCCAGGGGUGCGGGGCUGCACACCACCGCCUGCAGCUGGAGUAGCCUGACUGCAGGGGAGGUGGGGCAAGUGACCUUUACUCUGCUGGGCCUAGAGCCUGGAGAACACACCCUGACCUUCACCCUAAAGACAUACCAAGGAGCCACAGACAUCGUUGAGAAGAAGCUACGAGUGGUGCCUGAAGGAGUGAAGCAGGAGGUUUUUUCCGGAGGGAGGCUGGACCCACAGGGACUCUACGGUUCAGAGAAGAGAACAGUGCAGCUGAAGCACAAACUGCCAUCCAACAUCGUUCCCAACACAGCUGUGGAGAGGAUGCUGACUAUCAACGGUGAGGUUCUUGGUGAUGUCCUGUGGGUGAUGAACAGCCCUGAAGGCCUCCAACAGCUCGUCAACCUGCCGACUGGGUCGGCAGAGGCGGAGGUUGGUGGCCUUCUUCCCCUGAUACUGUUGUAUCAGUACCUGGAGACGACGGGGCGCUGGGACUACCUGGGAGAAGACAUCCAGAAGAACUCAGCAGAUUUGAGACGAAAGAUCCGAGACGGUCUGGUCAGUGUCAGUUCAUUCAGAGGUGGAGACUCCAGCUACAACAUGUGGAUAACGAGAGAACCCAGCACCAGACUGACAGCCCUGGUGGUGAAAACCCUGUCCUUGGCGGACAUGGUGGAGCCUGUGGACCAUCAGAGCCUGUCAGAGUCGGUGUCCUGGUUGAUCCGCAGCACUCAGCAGCUGGACGGAUCCUUCGCUGAGAAAUCCUCCCUCAGAUCCAACAUGGCUGCAGGGGUGGAUGCGGCCGACCAAUCAGUGUAUUUGACGUCCUUCGUGCUGAUCGCAUUAUACAGAGCCACAAGCAUUAAAGACCCUAUCCUGCAGCUCCGGUUCCACGAUGACAGCAUGAUCUCUGCAGCAAACUACAUUGCCCAGCAUGCCCCUGGUGUGAAGAGUGUAUAUGUGCGUGCGGUGGCGACCUACGCUCUGACCCUUCAUGACCCUAACAGCCUGGCAGCCUCUGAGCUGCUCAGUAGUCUGGAGAAACUGGCUCGAGACAAAGGACACCCUGCUGUGCUCAGGUACUGGCAGGAGUCCAGCGUAACAGCUGAUUGGCUGAAACCCGACCAAUCCAGCGGUCAGACGGUGGAGAUGACAGCGUACGUCCUGCUGACUGUGCUGCUAAAGGGGAGACUUCCCUACGCCAAACCCAUCCUGUCCUGGCUGACCCAAGAUCAGCACUACGGACAGGGUUUCUACUCUAUACAGGACAUAGCAUUGACUCUGGAGGCGGUGAUAGAGUACAGCAGAGUCGUCCCUCGAGCUGUCCUCAAUCAGGACAUCAUCGUCCGCUACGGAAAGAAGGGAGAUCUGGGACGAGUCCAGUUAAGCCAGAGCCGACCUGUCGCCACGCCCAUCCAGGUGACGGAGAACGAUGACAUCACUGUGACCACAGGUUAUGGGAGGGGUGUGUCUAAUGUGAAGAUGAAGACAGUUUACUUUGCGACCACCCCGCCUACACAAAAGUGUAAUUUUGACAUCACUAUAGAGGUGGCGGGCCCCGACACCUCCGACAAUCCCAGUAUGCGUGCUCCUCACUUGGUCGCCUGUGCAAAGUAUAAACCUCCUCCUAACGAGGCGUACACAGAGUCCAGUCUGACGGUGAUGAAGAUCCAGCUGCCGACAGGUGUGGAGGGUUACCUGGAGGACCUAAAACAGUUCAUGAACACAGAAGAGCCGCUCAUCUCCCAUUAUGAACUCCAAGGAAACACUGUGAUCAUUCAGAUAGACUCUGUUCCCUCAGAGAUCUUCCUUUGCAUUGGUUUUCGCAUCAGGACUGGGUUCAGAGUGGGCGGGGCCAGCGAGUCCCUGAUUAGUGUCUAUGAGCCUCAGGAUAAAGGAAGUGAAUGCACCGCACGUUUCUCUUACCAGCAGCAGAAGCUGCAGCGCCUCUGUGUGGAUGAACAGUGUCAGUGUAUGACAGCUGCGUGCGCUGCCUACAGAGGAAACAUCGAUGUGACGCUGACGACAGAGAAACGGAUCAACGAGACCUGCAAGCCGCACAUCAAAUAUGCCUAUAAAGUGACGGUGAAGUCUGCAGCAGCAGAAGGAGACUUUAUGACCUACACAGCCACCAUAGUUGAAGUCCUGAAGAACACAGAUAAAGUGUUUGAAGCGGUGAGUUCAGAUACAGAGGUGGAGCUGGUAAAAAAGGUCACCUGCAGUGGUGUUGACAUCCAGAAUAACAAGCAGUACCUGGUGAUGGGAGCCAGCGGGUCAGAGGUCAAGCUCAGCCACGGCUUCAAGUAUCGUUUUCCCCUGGACUCAGAGGCGCUGGUGGAGCUGGUGCCGACAGACUGUAUUUCUCCUGAGUGUUUUGACUACAGUUCCCAUCUGGACAACUUUGCUCUGGAACUGCAGUUAGAAAGCUGUCCUGACUUAUCAUAACUAAGCAGACCAGAUUUUCACUGCACUUUUAAAUU